Molecule: messenger RNA, 1023 nt
Organism: Arctia plantaginis
Lineage: Eukaryota; Metazoa; Arthropoda; Insecta; Lepidoptera; Erebidae
Source: the annotation of a GenBank genome assembly
AUGCGUACCUGUUCUUGUAUUUAUGAAAGUGAAAUAAAUAAAGAAAAUAAAUUUUAUACAUUAUCACAAAAUACAGCUAUGGCAGAUGAUGGAAGCGGUGCUGGGUCGCAGGUGGCGCUGGUUACAGGCGGUUAUGAUCACACAAUCAAACUGUGGCAAGCACACAGCGGAGUCUGCCUGAGGACCAUGCAACAUCCAGAUUCGCAAGUAAAUGGUCUAGAGAUAUCUCCAACGGGACAGAUGGUGGCUGCAUGCGGCUACCAACACAUACGGUUGUAUGAUCUUGCCAGUGCCAACCCAGAUCCAGUUGUAAACUUUGAGGGAAUCACUAAAAAUGUCUCUAGAGUUGGUUUUCAAAAAGAUGAUUUGUGGAUGUAUACUGGUGGAGAGGACUGGACAGCUAGGAUAUGGGAUCCAAGGGCACUUCCACAGUUUAGCUGUACAAAAAUAUUUCAAGUGCAGGCACCAGUGAAUGCUGUUAUGUUACACCCUGACCAGACACAAAUAAUGGUCGGCGACCAGAGUGGCAUUAUACACAUGUGGGAUUUACGAACAGAUCAAAAUGAACAAUUAAUACCAGAAGCGGAAGCGUCAAUCCAGGACAUAGCCAUUGAUCCCGAAGGCAAGAUGAUGGCAGCUGUAAACAAUAAGGGCAACUGCUACGUGUGGUCGUUGGGAGGCUCGGCGCCGCACCCCGUACCGCUCAAACACAUAGUUGCUCACAGCAAAUAUGCUCUCAGAUGCAAAUUCAGUCUUGAUUCCACUAUGUUAGUGACGACAUCAGGGGACUGUUCGGCCAAGGUGUGGCGAACGAGCGAUUGGUCGCUGCUGCGGGAACUGCGCAACGAGACCCAGCGCUGGGUGUGGGACGCCGCCUUCAGUAUCGAUUCCAGAUACCUCUUCACUGGUUCGUCAGACAGCUAUGCUCGCUUGUGGGACGUGGAAAAAGGUACACUGGAGAGGGAAUACUGCGGACAUCAGAAAGCGAUCACAGCACUAGCCUUCAGAGACCAGACUGUUUAG